Fonsecaea erecta is the source of this 1053-nucleotide messenger RNA. RefSeq lists its product as hypothetical. The record is from RefSeq and is a predicted model, not a curated record. Gene Ontology annotation, molecular function: SNAP receptor activity; SNARE binding. Lineage: Eukaryota; Fungi; Ascomycota; Eurotiomycetes; Chaetothyriales; Herpotrichiellaceae. The coding region runs from base 1 to 1053 and encodes 350 amino acids. The transcript is spliced from 2 exons. Gene Ontology annotation, cellular component: endomembrane system; membrane; SNARE complex. Gene Ontology annotation, biological process: vesicle-mediated transport; intracellular protein transport; vesicle fusion.
AUGUGGAGAGAUCGAACGAAUCUUUACAUCUCCUAUCGCCAGUCAUACUCCCACCACCCCGCAAAGAAACCGCGACUGCCAUCGACGACGAAUGGCUAUGCCGACCAAGGAUCGGAGGAGACCAGGGGUCUGAUGUCCGUUGGGGCAUAUGAGAAUGAUGGCGACGCUGUCAUAGAGAUGGAUCUCCUCCCUCCACGCUGGAUUGAUGUUCAAGACGAGGUCAGCGAUAUUCUCAAGGACAUCACGCUCAAAGCUGCAAAGUUGGACAAGCUGCAUUCGAAACAUGUCCUUCCGGGGUUCGAUGACGAGUCGGUCAAGCUACAGGAGGAGCGAGAGAUAGAACAGUUGACAACGGAGAUUACGAGAGGCUUUCAAGAAUGCCAAAAGGCCAUCAAGCGCAUCGAGAGCAUGGUCAAGGAUGCCAGGGAGACAGGCAACCUCCAAAAAGGAGACGAGAUCAUGGCGAAGAAUAUCCAAGUCGCCCUGGCAUCUAGAGUCCAGGAAGUCAGCGCAACAUUCAGGAAGAAGCAAAGCAACUACCUCAACAAGCUCCGUCAAUUGGGUGGCUUCGAGUCACCAAUUGGCCGAUCUUCGACCCCAAUACCAGUUCAGAACCCAUACUCCGACCCAGCCUUGCUCGAGUCUGACGCCGACAAACGGCUCGGGCAGUCGGCGUUACAGCAAACAGCGCAGAAACGACUCCAUAGGAACGACACGGCCAUUGCACAACGAGAACAAGAAAUCAAUGACAUUGCCAAAGGUAUCAUCGAGUUAGCCGACAUAUUCCGCGACUUACAGGCAAUGGUCAUCGACCAAGGCACCAUGCUCGAUCGUAUAGACUAUAAUGUGGAACGGAUGGCCACCGAUGUCAAGGCGGCAGAGAAGGAGCUCAUCGUUGCAACCAAUUACCAACGACGCAACACCAAGCGCAAAAUCCUUCUGUUAUUGUUGCUUCUCGUCGUUGGCAUGUUUGUCCUCUUGCUCAUGAAACCGAAGAGGCGGGCACAACCAGCGCCACCUGCAUCCCCAGCGACCCCAAACAAUCCUCCUUAG